Molecule: messenger RNA, 2169 nt
Organism: Cryphonectria parasitica EP155
Lineage: Eukaryota; Fungi; Ascomycota; Sordariomycetes; Diaporthales; Cryphonectriaceae
Exons: 3
Coding region: 1-2169 (722 amino acids)
Biological process (GO): negative regulation of DNA-templated transcription
Cellular component (GO): nucleus
Molecular function (GO): metal ion binding; RNA binding
Source: RefSeq, a predicted model, not a curated record
AUGGUUUCCGACGAGACGUAUGAGAUCUGCCUGCCAGUCCUGCAGGACUCGGCCAUAGAAGAUGAGGACAAGGCGGACAAGCUGGAGGAGCUGCUGAGGAAGGAGACGACGCUGACCGGUCAGUCACUGGACAAUGCGGUAUUGGACGUGCUCUGGCGCUUCAAGGAGGGAGGUGGUAAUAGCGCCUCUCCUCCCGUGAUCCGGCAGACCAUCCUGAGGCGGCCGUCGCCAGCCUCGUUCAGGAGCACAGCAACGCCCCUCUCCGGCUCACCGCGUCUCGGUGUGAGCCCUCUCGCACCGCCAGGCUUCGCUCCUCCUUUCAGCCGUACCCUCUCGUCUGCCGCCUCCCCCUUCUCUUCACCUCGCCCCUCGCCACGACUUGCCUUCUCGACGCCAGCGAUACCGCACAGCCCGAACCUGAAUGCCUACGAGUUUGCGAACGACACUGAGCCCUCGCAUGAGACGUUCGAGGACUAUACCUCUGAUAAUGUGGACUGGCUCGUGGCCGACGACGCCAUUAGUGUAGCCUCUUCUUUCGGCACAGCCAGCGGUCUCAACGCCGCCGCGCCCGAGUUCUCCUCCCAGCAGGCUCCGAUGAGGCCGCAUGAUGUUCUGCGGUCGAUCCUCGGCGAGUCGCGGACGGAUGAGGAGAUCAGCCAGGCGCUUGUUGAGAACGGCUACGACCUUGGCGCAGUGCUCAUGUCCAUGAUGGACUCGCAGGACACGCCCCCGGCUUCUUCGGCAGACACCAAUGGCUACCUAGUCGGCAAGUCUAUGACCCCAGACGCCCGCCCGACGACCCCGGCAGACCAGAAGUCAGGGGUGAUCUGCAAGUUCUUCCUGUCGUCUGGUAGCUGUAUGCGCGCGGACUGCCGCUUCAGCCACGACCUGAGCGGUCAUAUUUGCAGAUAUUGGCUCGCUGGAAACUGCCUGGCCGGAGAGACGUGCAUCUUCUCGCACGAUCCGGCUCAUCUCAUGAACAAGCUGAACGUCGAGGGCACGAGCACCCCUCCGACGCAAAAGUCGCCUGCCAACAUCCAGGUUCAGGACUACUCUAGCUUCCCAUCGCUCGGAUCCUUGAAUCUGGACGCGGUCCCUAGUUUUACUCCUUCUGUUGGUAUCGCACCGCCGCCAGGCUUCAAGAACAUCCCAGGGGAGCCGCGUUCGCGGUCUCGCCCGGGUAGCCGACAUCAACAGAACAAGGAGGCCGCGGCCGCCCAGGCAGCCCUCUUGCUCGAUGACAAUGAAGCCUUCCCAAGUCUUGGUUCUGCCUCGGCCAAGCAGGGCAAGAAGCACCACGGUAAGCGGGGUGGUCAUGGACACGGGACCAAGGAAACGUACACUCCGAGCUCCCUCGCCGACAUCGUCAAGAUGGCUCCAUCGCCCGGUCCAGCCUCGCGGCCUGACUCAUCUAAGAAAAUGAGCCGCAACGGGAGCUCGCAGGGCGGGCGGAACGGAGAGAACAGCGCGGCAGCGCAGGCCAUCCCCAGCCCGAAGCACAUCCCAUGGCUAGAGACGGGCGAGGGCACGAACAAGGCGUACAUGAAGGCUCGCGGCGAAGCGCACAGGCACGGCGCACUUAGGAACAAGUUCCUGCAAAAUGCUGCGCAGGCGUGGAACCGUCAAGAUGCACGGCAGGCCAAGGUGUUCAGCCUCCGAGGGCAGAGCGAGAACGACCUGAUGCGGAGAUACCACCGCGAGGCGGCAGACAAGCUAUACGAGGAGCGCAAUAAGAGCAGCUCGUCGAGCAACGAGAUCUACGUAGACCUGCACGGGCUUCAUACGGAGGAGGCGGUGGAGUACCUGGAGCGAGUGCUGCUGGAGAACGAGCACGAUAACAGGCCGGUGUACGCCAUCACGGGAACAGGCCACCACAGCAAGAACGGUAAGGACAAGGUGGGCAAGGCUGUGCGCAGCUUCCUGAGCGAGUGGCGGUAUGCUUUCCGGGAGUUCUCGGUGCCGGGAGACCGCAACAGCAUGGGCGGGAUCCUAGGGAUCGACGCGCGGAGCUACGACAGGAGCCUGCUGAAGACGCGGAGGGAUGAGCCCAAGGAGGCGGUCGAUAUCUUGUCGCAGGGAGUGGAGAUAGGAGAGGGCAAGGUGAAGCUUCUGGUGCGUGAUACUACAAUCGGUAAAGAGCCUCCUAAGGGGCCUAGAGGGAGUCGGUGA